CUUAACUCUCAAUAACUAUAAAGGUUUUUAUAUUGUUCCAAGUCAAAUUUAACUGUUGCGGUGGAACAUUCUAGGGUGUAUUCCACCACACUUCCUUCUUUCAAGAGUGCAUUUUAUCAUUCUUGAGGCUUCUGUAUACACGUAAUCUUUCGUCGUUCAUCUUGAGAGCUAAACAAAAUAAGCUUUUUAAAUGAGUCAAGCUGUAACAAUGAAAGGAGACUUUUGUGGUCGUGGUAGCACAACAUAUAUGCCUUUGACCCCUCCACCAUACCAAUUCAUCUUCCUUCUUUUCCAAUUUUGGUAAUUCUAAGCCCAAUUAUAUGAAGCAGUGCGAGCCGCCAAAGCAUUUUCUAUGCCUCUUUUCCUUGUUUCAUUCACUCAUACUACCCCAUUUGACAAUGUUCGAUCUUCACUCCCGUUCACGAUACGACGAACCCAGAACCUACAGUUUUGAUCGCUCACCGCAUUAUCACCUUAUCAGCAAGGCCAUACAACAUCGUCGUCAAAGCAGAUCGUCUACCGAUUCUUUCUCUUCUGCCAUGGCCGCUGCAACUGCUGUACAAAAUGGUUUACCGUCUCCGCCCAUUGAUGGCCAUUUUAAGAUGAGAGCGUCCACGCCACCACCACCGGCUGAUCUUGCUAGCAGUAGCAGUAGCAGUAGCAGUAGCAGCAAUAGUAGUGUUUCUUCUACAAACUCGUGGUCGCCAGAACCUACAGUUGCCGGGGGCAUGACGAAAGCGGAUAUUUGUGUCAGAUUGCAGGAAUUACGAAACGAGAAACACCGGCUGUUCCAACUCAUAAAGCAACAGCUUGUUCAACAAGAAGAAGAGGAGCAACGUCGAGAAAGUCAUGACUAUUUUAUGCAUUCGCAACAGCAUCAACAUCAACAGUAUGUCGGAUGAAUGCGUGAAGUUGUUUCCUAGGUAAAAGCAAUAAUUUUCUAGCUAAAGAUAAAAAAGACUCCCCAUGUAUUUAUUAAAUAUAGGUGGUGUGUUGUUGUAGUGCUUAGUCCACACCGGCAUAGCUUGUAGGCAAAGAGACCAUCCAUUGCGGUUAUCGUCAA
Molecule: messenger RNA, 1063 nt
Organism: Zychaea mexicana
Lineage: Eukaryota; Fungi; Mucoromycota; Mucoromycetes; Mucorales; Lichtheimiaceae
Exons: 1
Coding region: 321-902 (193 amino acids)
Source: RefSeq, a predicted model, not a curated record